Messenger RNA from Lichtheimia ornata, 1692 nucleotides. RefSeq lists its product as uncharacterized. The transcript is spliced from 2 exons. The coding region runs from base 1 to 1692 and encodes 563 amino acids. Gene Ontology annotation, biological process: ubiquitin-dependent protein catabolic process; establishment or maintenance of cell polarity. Lineage: Eukaryota; Fungi; Mucoromycota; Mucoromycetes; Mucorales; Lichtheimiaceae. The record is from RefSeq and is a predicted model, not a curated record. Gene Ontology annotation, cellular component: MUB1-RAD6-UBR2 ubiquitin ligase complex.
AUGCGUGAACCGAACUUUAGUUUCCCUGCUCAAAACAGAGCAGCAGUCGUCAUCUCGUCAACUCUUUACGAUCGUCGGGCUCUCGACUGUACAGCAACAUUGCCCCUCGUCAACUCGCUUACUCACCUUGCUUACAUGACAUCGACAUCACCACGUAUACGAGAAAUCCUUGCAGCAGAUGGUGGAUUAGAACGACUCGUCAAGAUUCUAGCAACAUGCCAACAAACAGACCGGCAUUCAAUGUGGAAAUGGUCGCUUGCAUUUCAAAGCGUUGUCAAUGUGGGCGUACGUGGCACCGAAGCCAUACGAAGCCGUGUAGUGGAAACAGGCACUGUUCAUGUUGUGCUUGCUAUUCUCGAGAAUUUCUUGAAGGCAUUGGAGCAUACAAGGGCAGCUUCGAAUACUGUUACUGAAGAUGAUCCCGAACGCAAUAAGCAGCAGCAGCAGCAUGGUAGCAAUUCGACGACGACAACGAGUGCAUGGUCACUUCCUGCAGUGCCCACCCAAUCAAGGUCAAUGCCUAUUACGCCUUCACGGAGAUUUUUCGGUUCUGUCGAUCAGCCACAUCCAUUUAUUCAGCAACAGCAACAGCAACAAGUAUCAUCGCAACGACCUUUUGCAAUGCCCAAACGACGCACUUUUCUCACCCGCAGUCCAAAGCCAAAGCCAAAACCCAUCGAUCCCUCCUUAUCGACUAUACCAUUACUAAGCAGUCUAUCAGCUGAAGCAGUCUUGAACAGAGAAGAAGAUGUGCUCUUGUCGUUGCAAUUAUUGGCUUAUCUAUCCAAAUACCCACACAUUCGUCAAUCCUUCCACAAUGACCAUCGCAAGAACGUCUUCUCUGUUGUUGAAAAGUUCACUCACCGCAUACAUCCCCACCCCAUCAUGUACUGGGCAGGAGUCAUUAUGCGCAACGCCUGCAGGAAGGAUGAAGCACGAGGUGGUAUCAGGCAAUGUGCUUAUAUGCAUUGCGGCAAAUGGGAGCGGUAUCCCCGUGAAUUUGCUAAAUGUCGUCGAUGUCGCAAAGCCAAAUAUUGCUCUAAACAAUGCCAAUCCAAAGCAUGGGCGGAAGGUCAUCGAUGGUGGUGUGUAGAACGACAUUCGACAUCUCAACAACAACAACAAGCCAAUACCAAUGCUACUUCGACUACUACUACUACAGCUACAGCUGCAGCUACAGCUACAACAACACCAGCACCUGUAGUAGCUGGUACUACUGGAGGAACUCCUCAACCUGGAGCAGCAGAAACAGCAACAACUGCUACCACCCCUUUUCACGGUCCAAACACGGAUGUCUUACCGAUCCCGAUUAAUGAGCGGCAAAGUGAUCUUGCACCAACAGCAACAACAACAACACCUACCGCACCCAAUACAUUGGCUGGUCGUGAUAUCACAACAACCACAACAACCACAUCCAAUGAUCCUGAUCGCUCCUCUGCACUACUUUCAUUUACGGCAAAUGCAUCAGCAGAUAAUGGCAGUGAUUCUCAAAAUGAAGACAACCACCAUCAUCAUCACCAUCAUCACCAUCGCACUCCUAUCUUGGGUGAUCAUCCAUCUCGGCGAGAACCGCGUCGGCCCAGAUCUCGCUCUAGUCACCAUAACAACAUCCCAGCAUCAGGGUCCUCUACCGAGGUUGAAGCGGAUGUAGCCGAAAACAGAAUGAUACGAGACCUAAUGGAAGUCGAUUAA